AUGUCUUCAUCUUCAACUCUCGCAAAACGUCCUCCUAGUCCAACUGACAAAGAAGACGUGAAGAAGAAAAAAAAUAUUGACGCGCAAUACGCUCUAGAACUAAAACUAUCUGAACAGCCUGAACGUCCAAGUAUCGGAUCUUCCGGAAGAAAAAUUAGCGUUAAAACUAACUAUUUAAGAGUUCGUACACUUCCCAGUGGUUCCCUCCUUCAUUAUAGCUUUGUCGUGGUACCUGAUGUAAAGACCCCUUUAAAGACAAAGAUUUUUUCUCAAUUGGCAUCUCAAGGAAGUUUUGGAAACACGUGUCCCGUAUUUGAUGGAAAUAGCGCUAUCUAUACGUGUGUUCCCUUGCCAAUUGGUGAUGAAAAAGAUACUUCAAACAUUCAGAUAACAUUACCGGCUGAAGGUCGAAUGAAAGAAAAGACAUUUCUCGUAACGAUUCGUAAAGUAGAAAAUAUAGAAAUGGAUCGACUCAUGGAAUACCUUAAGGAAAAAUGUUUAAUGACAAGUCAAAUUCCAACUUGUAUUACAAUUCUUAACACUGUGUUAAACUAUGGUCCAAGAAAAAGUUAUGCUGUCGUGAAACAAGGAAUUUUUCCUAGUGACCUUAAAGAAAGUUCUAUAGUUUUGGCUGGUG
This is a messenger RNA of Dentiscutata heterogama, 637 nucleotides long. NCBI's taxonomy places the organism in Eukaryota, Fungi, Glomeromycota, Glomeromycetes, Diversisporales, Gigasporaceae. The record is from the annotation of a GenBank genome assembly.